GGACGGAGAAGGGGGAGGGGCAUUCGGAGACGAAACGGUGCGAAGUGUACUUAGGAUACUUUUAUGUAAGGCUAAAAUUUUAGUCGAAUAUUCUAAAUAAUGCUCGAUAAUUGUUCGCUUAAGACAGAGACGUCGGUUCGGAAUAUCGAUUGUAGUUCGAUAUGGUUAAAGUACACGCCAGUUAUCUUCCUUCGUUGUUUAUCUUCCUCGUAAACCGACUAAACGGUACUGGUGCAAUCGUAUAAAUGGUCGGAAAACAAAUCAAAACUUCCUAUUUGACUCUAGGCAAUAAUUUAGAAAAACGGUUAACAUAUCUAUAGUCUCGUUACGAAGCUGUGAUAAGAGAAUAAAGAUCAAAAAGAAAGUGCAAAAUCACGUUUUGACUUUUUGCUCACCAAAUGUUGAAGUCAUUAUCAGUCGGAAUUUCGAAACUACGCUAUCAGAAAUUCGAUGCUUUUCGCAAUCAGAUAGUGGGUGUCGGAUAAUUAUGUUUUGAGUCGUUUUCUUUUAUAUUUUUUGUUUUGUUUUGCGCCAUUUCCAUUUGGUUGUAGUUUUAUAAUUUAAUGUUUAGAUACGUAUUCUGUUGUUUUUCGAUUUUGUAUGCGCUGGCCGUAAGUUUUAGUUUGGUUGGAAUUGUAAAGGCGUCUUCGGGUGAUCGCUCCGAUAUUUAUCAAAGUUGUUUGAAAUGGUGCACGGCGGAAAACUGCUCGGAUGCCGACAACAUUGCUCAUUUUGCCACACACCAGUCCUGGCAUCUGACGGUUCUUGGAUGGAAGUGCGACGACGAAUGCGAGUAUCAGUGCAUGUGGGAUGCUGUAUAUGAUUUUAGGAAAAGAAAACAGCCCAUUCCUCAGUUUCAUGGAAAGUGGCCCUUUAUUAGGAUUUUGGGCAUUCAGGAACCAGCUUCAGCAUUAUUUUCAGUUUUAAAUGGAUAUAGUCAUUAUUACAUGUGGCAAAAGUUUACACAGGCUGUUCCAAUAUCUUCUCCUAAUUAUGUGAUAUGGAAUAUUCAAGCAAUACUAUCUAUAAAUGCAUGGAUAUGGUCUACAGCCUUCCACACUAGGGAUACUCCAGCAACUGAAAAGUUAGAUUAUUUUUGUGCUUUCUCAAUAGUAUUGUAUGCAUUUUACUGCCUUGUAAUUAGAACAUUUAGAAACAACUAUGCAUGGUUGUCCAUCGUGGUCUCGGUGCCAUUUCUAGGAUACUUUUUCUACCAUAUCUACUAUUUAACUUUCAUACACUUUGAUUAUGGUUAUAAUAUGAAAGCCAACAUAUUUAUUGGUGUUACAAAUUCGAUAGGUUGGUUAUUCUGGUGUUAUAAGAAUAGAUACAAAAGAUAUGUUUGGAAAUGUGCCAUUUCAGUUGUAAUGGUUAAUAUAUUGUUGUUGUUGGAGCUUGGAGAUUUUCCUCCUUGGAAUUUUCUGCUUGAUGCUCAUGCCCUAUGGCAUCUCGGAACAAUACCUCUGCCUUUUUUUUGGUAUUGGUUCUUGAUCGAUGACUGCCUUUACGAGUUGGCGAACGAAUCAAAGAAGAAAUGAAGAUGAGCAGGCGUCGGAGGUCUAAUUGUGAUAAAGUGGAUGCAAUCUUCUAAUAAUUAUUUACAUUAUUAUUACUAUUUGGAAUCUUGUUAGCGGAAUUUACGGACGCGUGUUUAUCGUUGUUGUUUCGUCCCAAAUUUCCAAACGAUUUUCAACUUUAUAAGAUUUUUGUCAUCUUGUUAUUUACAUUGUUAAAUAUUCAGAUUUCCAAUUAAAGAAUAUUCUAAAACAUC
Messenger RNA from Centruroides sculpturatus (bark scorpion), 1771 nucleotides. RefSeq names its product post-GPI attachment to proteins factor 3-like (gene PGAP3). The record is from RefSeq and is a predicted model, not a curated record. Gene Ontology annotation, cellular component: endoplasmic reticulum membrane. Gene Ontology annotation, biological process: GPI anchor biosynthetic process. Gene Ontology annotation, molecular function: hydrolase activity, acting on ester bonds. Bases 564 to 1538 code for a protein of 324 amino acids. The transcript is spliced from 7 exons. Lineage: Eukaryota; Metazoa; Arthropoda; Arachnida; Scorpiones; Buthidae.